Molecule: messenger RNA, 589 nt
Organism: Colletotrichum phormii
Lineage: Eukaryota; Fungi; Ascomycota; Sordariomycetes; Glomerellales; Glomerellaceae
Exons: 1
Coding region: 50-301 (83 amino acids)
Source: RefSeq, a predicted model, not a curated record
UCUCUCUCUCUCUCUCUCUCGUCUAUCCGUACCUACGUCGGUUACGAUCAUGACCUCUAUCCGUCGUCCCUCUUGUCGGGUUUUUCGCUGUCUUCGGCAUGGUCUCACGCUAACAAGCUUGCCCGUCGAAUCUUUUUUAUCGGCCGCGAACUGGGGUGGUACACAAUCCAUCUUGGCGCCAGAUGGACCCCUUCUGGAUAGGCAAGGAAAAAAAUGUGUGGGACGAUUUGCGGAGGGAAUCGAGGAACAAGCGCGCGUCAUUGUCGUUCUCUCUCUGUGUCCCAUUCCAUUGAAUCCAUGAUGUGGUUCUCUUUCUACCCGUCCCGGACGGCGCGAGCUUUGGGGUCCCUUUCGACGCCACGCUAACUUUCCCGUACCCGGCAGACCUGCUCCCAAGCUAGUCCUCGCGAUCCUCCAAUUUCCAUUGUGGUAUUGCUCGGUCCUCCCAGUCGGAUGGGGGAGGGGUGGUGUGUAGGGGGCCUGUAAGUGCGUGUGUCUUUUUGCGGCCAUCGCCAAAUCUGGCUAUGGGAGAAGUCUCUCAUGGAGAAUGUCACUGUCUGCCGUUUUCUACUGCGACAUCAACAUGAAC